AUGGACGCCGCCGCCGCCGCUAUGCCGGUGACACCGGGCGCCGUGGCCUACGUCAUAGCCAACCCGGCGCCGGCCACGCCCGACGACGUGCCGGAGACCGUCGUGCAGGUCGUCGACCUCAAGCCCAUCGGCUCCCGCUUCAGUUUCAUGGCUAGCGACGGGAAGGACAAGAUCAAGGCGAUUCUCUCCACCCACUUCGCCUCCGAGGUCCACUCCGGCAGACUCCAGAACCUCGGCCUCCUUCGCAUCCUCAACUACGCCUGCAACGACGUCCCAAACAAGCAGGACAAGAUCUUGAUCAUCACCAAGUGCGAGGUCGUGUCCCCGGCGCUAGACGCCGAGAUUAAGAGCGAGGUCAAGGUAGAAGAGGAGCCCGCGGUUCUGUCUAAGCCGGCCUCGAUUGUGUUGAAGCCGAGGCAGGACGUGAAAUCCGCCUCCCAGAUUGUUAGCGAGCAGCGUGGAAAUGCUGCCCCUGCAGCGCGCUUGGCCAUGACCAGGCGGGUGCAUCCGUUGCUCUCUCUGAACCCCUACCAGGGAAACUGGGUCAUCAAGGUUCGGGUCACCAGCAAAGGCAACCUGAGAUCUUACAGGAAUGCCCGUGGGGAAGGCCACGUCUUCAAUGUAGAGCUCACUGACGAGGAUGGCACCCAGAUCCAGGCUACCAUGUUCAAUGAGGCUGCAAAAAAGUUCUAUCCAGUGUUUGAGCUGGGGAAGGUCUACUACAUCUCCAAAGGAUCACUCAGAAUUGCCAACAAGCAGUUCAAGACAGUCCAGAAUGACUACGAGAUGACCCUAAAUGAGAGUGCUGUUGUUGAAGAGGCUGAGGGGGAAACUUUCAUUCCACCAGUGCAAUACAACUUUGUCAAGAUUGAUAUGCUAGGGCCAUAUGUUGGUGGCAGGGAGCUAGUAGAUAUUAUUGGUGUUCUUCAGAGUGUGUCACCUACUCUGAGUAUCAGAAGAAAGAUUGACAAUGAGUCCAUCCCAAAGCGUGACAUUGUUGUCGCAGAUGACUCGAACAAAACUGUUACUGUUACUCUUUGGAAUGAUCUUGCCACCACUGUUGGUGAAGAGCUCUUGGACAUGGUUGACUCUGCACCUAUCAUUGCAGUAAAGAGCCUGAAAGUAUCUGACUUUCAAGGUGUAUCUGUCUCCACUGUGGGCAAGAGUACUCUUGUAAUUAACCCUGAGUUGCCUGAGGCAGAAAAGCUUAAAGCCUGGUAUGAGUCUGAAGGCAAGGGCACUUCCAUGGCAUCAGUUGGUGCAGGCAUGGGUGCAUCUAGUCCUGGUAGCUCUAGAUCAUUGUACUCUGACAGAGUUUUCCUGUCUCACAUCACAAGUGAUCCUGAUUUGGGUCAGGGCAAGCCUGUUUUCUUCAGCCUGCAUGCCCAUAUAAGCCACAUCAAGCCUGACCAGACCAUGUGGUACCGUGCCUGUAACACCUGCAACAAGAAGGUGACUGAACAAAUUGGAUCAGGAUACUGGUGCGAAGGUUGCCAGAAGAACUAUGAUGAGUGCGCACUGAGGUACAUCAUGGUCAUCAAGGUCUCUGAUCCCACUGGUGAGGCCUGGCUUUCUCUCUUCAAUGACCAAGCAGAGAGGAUCAUCGGCUGCAGUGCUGAUGAGCUUGAUCGGAUCAGGAAAGAGGAGGGUGAUGACAGGUUCCAGCUCAAGCUGAAAGAGGCUACCUGGGUUCCCCACCUCUUCCGCGUGAGCGUGGCACAGAACGAGUACAUGGGUGAGAAGAGGCAGAGGAUCACUGUGAGGAGUGAGUCGCCGGUUGACUUUGCUGCUGAAGCAAAGUACCAGCUUGAGGAGAUCUCCAAGCUCACUGCCUGCUAG
Messenger RNA from Lolium rigidum, 1839 nucleotides. Its product is annotated as replication protein A 70 kDa DNA-binding subunit B-like. The transcript has 12 exons. NCBI's taxonomy places the organism in Eukaryota, Viridiplantae, Streptophyta, Magnoliopsida, Poales, Poaceae. Gene Ontology annotation, molecular function: damaged DNA binding; single-stranded telomeric DNA binding. Gene Ontology annotation, cellular component: DNA replication factor A complex; nucleus. The record is from RefSeq and is a predicted model, not a curated record. Bases 1 to 1839 code for a protein of 612 amino acids. Gene Ontology annotation, biological process: DNA replication; double-strand break repair via homologous recombination; telomere maintenance via telomerase.